UACACCACUGUGUUUUCUUUUCGACUUAUAGAGGUGUAGAGGUAUGUGUCCCUCUUCAGAUGCGUUUAUCACCAAAAAAGGUGGUAAAAUAUACCAUCUUUCUUCUCUUCUUCAUGGUUCUGAACGUUUGGAUUAGUUACAGUGUGAAUAUUUGGAGUUUUAACAACUUUGACGACCGUGAGAAAGUUUUACAAAGUUUUCGAGAGCGACGCGAGGACAAUGGCGGAGCGCUACCAGUUCCACCCGUUAUUUUUGUUAAGAAUGAUUAUGAACUUGAGGGUGUCGGUAAUAAACCAAAUAUCGAGGAAUCAGACUUCUUUCGAAAACAAAGAAGUGCAAAGGAAUUCCCAUUAAAUUCUGAUACCAAUGACUUACGACAAAAUCAACUAUUUAUAAAAGAAAAAAAAGUUGUUGCACAAAUUGGUAAGAAAAUUGACGCCAACUUGUUGCUCCAUGAAGGGAGUAAUAAAAGUUCUUUACCAGAGGUAGGCACGAGUAAUAUUCAGAGUAAUGGCCAUAACCGGGUGUCCUUGCCUAUACUGAAGCCGAAAAAGAUUCAACAGACUGAGUUAAGCGAUGUAUUCAUCAGUGUGAAGACUACCUCCAAGUAUCAUACUUUGAGGGUGAACCUCCUUUUGAAAACCUGGUAUCUUCUUGCCAGGGAACAAGUAAGUAAAGUCAGAAGUCAGUAGAAACAGUGUUGUUGUUUUUUUUCUUCUUACUUUUAAGUUUGGCAGACCAGUGGUCAAGAUUUCCAUAAGUGGACAAGUUCCCCAUCACAUCAGGGAUGGGUGCCAGAUUUAUUGAUUAGUUUCACUUGCUUGGAGAAAUAAUAAUAAUUUUAUUAAAACUCAGAAUAAAUUUUUAUUAGAACUGACUCAAAUGCGUAUCAAUUAAAAUAAUUACAAAUCUUUCUGUUGGGAGAUAAAAUAAUAGGCAGAGAAUUUUAGAGCCCAAAUGAACUUGUUUUAAACUUUAAGAUUAUUUGUAACAUUAUUUUAUUAGUUAGUAAGAUAUAUAAAUAAUUUAUUAGUUUGUCCAAUGUUAACUGUAAAUUGUAUUUUGUAUUGAGUUCUUUCAUUUUCAAAUCCUAUUUUGUUCACAAUUUCGACGUUACUUACCAUAGUCUUAAGUCUAAGAAUAACGGAAGUCAAACUUUACGUGUCUAGCAAGGUUAUGUUUUCUUAUGCUGUUAAUUCCUAAUAUAUAUUGAACAUUUCCAGAAAAGAUCCUUUUGGUUAAAAAAAAAAGGGGGGGGGGGGGGGGGGUUCGGUAACUAUGCAGACAUCUUUAAAAUGUCACCAAGCCUGCUUCCAAGCACAGAACUAAAGACAGUCCAAUGAAAAACAAAUGUGCGGAAGACCUCAAGAGAUCUGGCUAAAUAUCAAUGUAGAAUAAUUUUACUUAGGAAUAGAAACUUUCUUCUUCUUUUAUUUGAGGGCCCAUGAGCAAUUUAUUGAUCAUUCUGGCUACUGGUUUGAAUUCUGAGCUUGCCUUCUCUUAGAUGAGUUGCUGUCCAAGGCUUACGAGUUCCAUUCACCCGGGUUACUUGAGAUGUUAAUGUUGGCUUUGGUGGGGGAUUGAACUCCAGACCACCAGCUAUUUGGUUUUAAGUCAGUUUACACCGCUCGGCCACCCAGCACUCUUGUACAACAAGACAGCAACAACAGAAGUAGCUGAUAGACAGUAGUGACAUUCUUUGGCUGUAGACAGUAAGGACAUUCCUCAGCUGUCACCUCAUGUAUCAAGCUGUGAAUGUGGACUGUAUGAAUAAAUGAAUCUACAUCGCACAAAAAUCUCAGAUUGCAAUUCACUUUUUAAAUCUUUUAACUUUCUACUCAUUAACAUAUGUUUUAGUUAAUGUAUAUUGCCAAAGUCAAUGUGGGGAAAUAUGUUCUGCUGGCUGUUUGUUGACUUUAACCUAACUAAAUCUUGUUUUCAAAUGACCCAAUGUACUCACAUGAUAUACACAUACUAUGAUAAUAUAAAACAACUGGAGACAUUUUGGUAAACUCAGUUUCAAUUCAUUUAAGUGAGUUGGGUCAUUGAAAUUGUCUCUCCUCGAUCAGUGCACAUGGCAUUUUACAUUUUGAUGGUCAGCAACCAUGUUAUUAAAACAUUGCUUGACUUUGAUAUGUUGAAUUUUAAUUUCUUUUAUUGUGCAGAUUUUAAAGUGCACAUUGUUUUUCAAUGACUUUUGUUAAAUUAUUAAUUGCUUCUAGUUUUAUCUAUCACUCCACCUAUCUUUGAGCCAAUCUUUGAAGACGCCUACCAGGGGGCUGUUAAAAUUUAUAUUUCACCUCUUGAAAAAUAUUUUUGCCUGUUGCUAUAAGUUUUUCUCUCUAAAAGUAAAUGCUUUACCUUAGUACAACAUUUGACUGAAGAUUAAUAGAUAAUAAGAUCUGAGUUACCUGUCUUGUCUCACUUUACCCCAAGAAAGUAGUUGAUUAAAGCUUCACUUUUACUUUAAUAUGUUUCAAAAAAAUUAAAAAAAACAAUACUCUAGAUAUUUACACCAUCGUAAAACCUGUUUUACUAUAAGGUGAAAGGCCUUUUGAAACAUUGCAACAAACAUGAAGAAAAUACAGGCAAGCUAAUAUUACAUGACAUGUUCAAAAAUAAGUUUAAAAUCCACCAUUGGUGAAGUUAGAAAAUUUGAAUGCAAGUUAGAUAUAUUGAUGUGGUUUUUAAUUGAUUUGGUAGGUAGCAACAGACAGUUAAAACCACUUCUGAAUAUAUAUUUUUUUAAAACCUGAAAAAAAAUUCAGUGUUGAACACUUAUAACUAAAAUUUAAAAUUGCAACUUUGUAUUACAUAUGACAUUACAGGAAACAUCUUAUUUUUCUUCAGGUUUACUUCUUUACAGAUUCAAAUGAGCAGGAAUUGAUUGUCAAUUUAGGUAAAAGAUGUUUUAAUUAAUUUGUAAAAUUUACCUUUUUUAAAUCCUUUAUAUUAACUUCGCUUUUGAUGGUGUAUUUGUUUGAGGCAAAAUCUUCUGAUGGCUAAUUGGCCCACUUCCCACCAUCCUAUUGAGGCUGAAACUGGCACAUAGACUUGUUGCUGAUGACAACACAUUCUUUCAAAUUUUCAGCCCCCAACUCCUCAAAAAUUAGUUUUAACACUACCAGAUGCCAAUGAUUUCACUAAAUAAAAUUCCCUAUAGCUGCACUAUACGAGGUUCUUAAAAAUAUCGCAAGUGCGUUUGGUGCGUAAUAUUUUCAUUUGUUUUACAGAAAUAAUUAGUGUAAUAAAUCUGUGUUGUAAAAGUGAUUAGGACAUUAGAACAUUAAUUUUGUUAAAAGUUUACAAACAUAUAGUCCAUUCAACUAUCUUUCAUUGGAUACCUCAUUUUGUCUUACAAACCAAACAAUAAUAUUUUAAAUAGUUAUUUAAUCCCAACCUCUCACUUCUGGUACCCGGGUAUGAAUAGUCGCAGCCUUUUAAAAUUCUAUUUUAAAUGGGAGAAUUUGUUAGUGAUUUACACAUGAUAAAACCUUACACUAGCCCCACUUGUCUAUCAUUAAUGCCACCAGGUUGCAAUUUUUAAGGGAGAUCACUGCCUUGACAUUUAUUGUUUAAAAAUGAUAUUAUGCUCUUAUCAAGUGAUGCGUUGCUCAACCGCAAUUGUUGUCCUGAUUUUAAACUCAAUAAAAUUAUUUUUUGAAAAUGAUAAUUUGUUACCUUGGUUGCUGGUUUUUUUUAUUUGUGCAGGUGGACACCUAGUAAAUACGAACUGUUCAAGUGAUCACAGCAGGUAGAUUUUAAAACUUCAAAUAAAUCUCUGCAUCACUUUCUUGUAGGCUUAAAGCCAAAGGAACUCAGAAGUUCUUUCUUUUCAUAAUAUAUUUUUUAAAAAUCAUGUCUUUGGUGUUGAAAUUGAUAGUCAUGUUACACACAAAAAUCAAAUGAUUUGCGUCUUCAAUAUAAAAAAUGUGAUACAUUUUAAUAAUAUUAUAACUAAACAUCCUGUGAGGUAGAUUUUAUAAACUGUAAUUUUAUUUUGUUAUUUUACAUAAUUUUAGGUAUUAAGAUCAUCUGAGAAAGUUUUUAGUGUUAUAAAACAGCUACUUUGGGUGUAAAAUUCUCUUUAAAAUGAUUUAUUUUUUGGCUGGGGAUAUUAUUUUGCUAAUCAAUUUCCAAGGUUUUUUAAGUAUUAAUUAUAAUUCAGAUAAGAAACUAUUUAUUAUUUUUUUUUUUUGAGGUUUUUUUUUUACUCAUUUACUUAAUGUUUGUUUGUUAACAUGUCCUGUUAUUGUGUUAAGCAUCAUACUAAUAAAAUAGUAACAUGUGUCAUUUUGUGUAGGCGUGCACUGAGCUGCAAGAUGGCUGUUGAGUUUGAUUAUUAUAUGACAUCAAGAAAAAGGCAAGCUUUUCUUUUUGUUUGGACAUGUUUGUUUUUUUUUUAAAUAAAAAUAAUUGAUUUUUAUUUAUUCAAAAUUUAUAUGUUGGCAUUUAUUCUAUUCAUAUUUUAAGAUCUUUUUUUUUUUUAAAUUUUUGAGCUAAAAUAAAAUUUAGUGAUACUCUUUGAAACAUGUUAUUAAUAUCAAUGAUUGAAUUUACUGCUGGCUCUGUUCAUAUCCCAGUUAUUUUUGCAUCAACAGAUGGUUUUGUCACAUGGAUGAUGAUGUCUAUCUCAAUGUCCCACGUCUUGUAGAAGUUUUGAGAGGCUACAAUUACAAGGAAGAUUGGUACCUGGGAAAACCUAGUUUAAAACACCCGCUUGAGGUGGUUGACAGAGAUAAUCCUGGAGUAAGUAAUUUUUUGGAGGUAGUUGACAGAAAGACCUAGAAUGGGCUGUUAAUUUAUUUAUUAUUUUUAGAUUGGUACAUGUUGAUUGAUAAUCAUAUUAUUUUGACCAAACUUUUUUUUUUAAAUUGUUUUCUUUUGUAAUUUUUAUGUGUUUUAGUUAGACAUGAAUGAUAGUGUUGAAAUUUAGAAAUAUCUUUCUAAUACAGAAGUAAUACAAACAAUUUAUUUUUAUGUUUUAUUUGUAGUUUUAUUCAUUUUUCUUGAUAGAUGAAACUGACCUUUUGGUUUGCUACAGGAGGUGCAGGCUUUUGUAUAAGUCGAUCUUUGGCAUUGAAAAUGGCACCUUAUGCAGGGUGGGUGUUUUGCCGUAUGGAUCAUGAAAGCUGUUUAUCUUGAAAUACUGUAAUAACAUAAGAGAUCAUAUUUAGGAUAGUGGUGGAAGUGAUAGCCUUCAAGUUAACUCAGCAUGUAUUGAAAAUUAAUUUUUUAUUAUAGUAACAUCUUGCAAUCGCAGAACAGAAAAUACACACAAACUCAACCUCAGAUCCCUAAAAGAAAUUUAAAUGAUGAAUUUUUAUUUUAAAUCCUAACAUAUUUCCCUUACUUGACAAAGAGAUGCUUUUAAAAACAAACCAUUUUAAAAAAAGAUUGCAAUUAAAAUCUCAUCACAUUUUAUUAUUCCAUAUAAUUUUUAUUCUUUUAAAAUCCUAUAGUGGUGGUAGAUUUGUAACAACUGCAGAGAAAGUAAGACUACCUGAUGAUUGCACUAUUGGAUAUAUAAUUGGUGAGAAGACAUUAUUUUUUUAAAGUCAGCAUGCUUUACAAUUAUUUACAGCAUUUUCAGUUAUAUUAUUUCAUGCUCAUGUUUGGCAACAUAUCCAAGAUACUAAGUAUUAGAUAUGUGUUGCAAAAUUAAGAAAACAGCUGCCUAUGAAGUUGAAAUGAUUUAUGAAGUCAAAUUUUGUUUAAUGUACAGAACACUUGUUGAAACACAAGCUGACUGUGAUUGAAGAAUUCCACUCUCAUCUAGAAGCUCUUUGGUUGAUUAAACCCAACCAGCUGAAAAAACAGGUAAGUUGAAUAAAUUUAAAAAAUGACAUGUUAAGAUCAAAAUACUUUUUAAAAAUUUGAGUAUCACUGGAUAUUGUUUUUCUGCUUAACCCUUUAAUCACCUCAAAUUUUUAAAGUGGUAAUCAUUGAUGUUAAAUGAUAGCUACUCAAAUUUCCAACUAUUGAUUUUGAAAACAAUUUUUAGUUUUUUUAAAAAGCGAUAAAUGAAAUUUAAUUAUUUUAAAAAUGGUCUUAUGUUAUUUAAAAAACAAUUUAUCAGCAUAGGGAUUAGUGGGGGCUGCGUCACAGUUAAUUUUAGGAGGUUGUAGUCAAGAUAUUUCUCAAAUGUUAAUUUAACUUUUAAAUUUAAAAUAAUUUAAAAAAACUGUUCCUUCAUAGAAGAUCUUUAUUGUUUCUCUCAAAUGAUGUGUUACCUCUUGACAGAUAACCCUCAGCUUCUCUGAAUACUCUGGUAAACAGAAUGUCAUCAACAUUCAAGGAUUCAAUGACACAGAGGAUCCAACAAGGUUAGUCAUGACUUAAAGGAGACAGACAAUAAAUAUUUUAAAAAUCGAAUUUUCAAUUAAUUUGACCAGCUUGUGUUAGUUUAUGUCAGAAUUUUAAAAUGUUUUUGGAUCCUUAAGUCAAAUAAAUUUUGGUUUCAUAAUUUAUUAUUAAGAUUACCUUUAAAAUACUUUAUGGUGGUAUUUAUUUACUAGUCUUUACUCUAUUCAAAGAUUAGGUUGUAAUUUUAGAUAAUUCUUAUGUCUCAAGUAGUCUUUGCCAGUUUUGUAUCUCAUUGAACCUCUGUUUACCUUUUGUCCACAGAUUACUCUCCCUUCACUGCUUUCUAUUUCCAAACUUUAAUGAAUGUAGACACCUAACAUAAAAAUAGUGUGACCUUUGAUCAAUACUGUUUCAUUUACUAAAGAGUAGCUAUAAAAAGAAAAAUGUGUUAACCUGGGGAAAUCUUAGGAUUUAAAAUAAAAAAAAUAAAAAUAUAAGUGUCUGCAUAAUGUAUUAAAAUUAAUUUUUUUCUUCUUCUCUAUGUUAACCCUUAUCAUGAUUACUGUGAUACUCAUCAGUGUUAUAUUCUUUUCUAAAAUAGUUGAUACUUUAGCCCUUAGUGUCAGACUUAAUGUGAUUAAUACACCUUAUCAGAAUUAAGUGCAUGUUUUAAAUUAGUUUGUCUGUUGACAAUCUACCUCCAUAAUAAACUUUAAGCAAAGCAGAGCUGAAAUAUGUCAUUUUCAAAGAGUGGAGUUUGUGCUGCCUCUGCUCUACAGUUAAAAUACUCAACCAGUGCCUCUAUCCAACUUGUUAUUAUGUACUUUCAAAUUCCAAAAUAUCACAUUAUUAGGUAUGGACUGAUAGUUGAAUGUUGGUGCAGGAGAUUCUAUGUUUUGAUAACAUUCCAUUACAAAGCAUUGACUUUUUAAGUGACUGCAACAUUAUUUGUACUUGUUGCAGACAUUGAUUUGUUUAAAGUAUUUCUAUUGCUCAUCAUAGGAGGGACCAAUUUUAAAAAAAGAAAUUUUACACUUUUAGUAUAGUUCAUUAUACUGCCUUUGUAUAAAUUUCUUUGGUUUUUUAUUUCAUUUUGUGUGUGUUUUUCUUUAUAUUUCCAUUUGCACAUAUUUUACUGCAUACUCUUGAUUUUUUUAAUCAAUUAAAUUUACAAUUACCGACCAAUCAAAAACCCACAAGACCUAUCAACAUGGCUUACGACUGAGCAAUCAAAAAUUGUUUAAAGUUUUUUGUGAGUGAAAAUGUAUAGAAUUGCAUAAUUAUAGGUGAGAUUAUUCCCUCUAUUUCAGUUAUAUACUUUGUGCUAAACCAAAUGUAUGGAUUAAUGGGUGGAGUGUUUCAAUUGUGCUAAAUGUCUAAAUAUUUAUAUAGGAAUAGAGUGUUGAACUUAUACAACAUAUGUGAAUGGAUCAAAGGUGAACUUGUAGGAGAAGUAUUUAGAAAUCCACGAGUUUAAAAUUUUCAUUUGAGAAUAUUCAGUAUCUACACACAAAGUAAAACAACUCUAUUAACUUGUUAUUAUGUAGCAACUUAAUCAAGUGUCAUGGUAACCAGUUCUAUAAUUUGUUUUCAUGUGCAUUCACAUAUUUCUGCUGACAAUGGCUGCAUUUUGUAUCUGAAUUUUAAAUUUGAUUUAAGAAUGUUGAUUUUGUAAAAUAACUAUUUGAGAGAAGUACCACUAGCAAAGUUCUUGUUGUCAUUUUCUUCCAAUUAUAAAACAGCUGUCAUUGAUUUUCUGCAUGCUGUACCACUAGUCUUUCACAAGAAUUGUAUCAAUAAAUCUUUACUGAAUGUUUGGUUCUAACAUGAUUCAAAGAUUUACUUAUGAUUACAGCUUUGUUUAUACAUACUGCAUCACAAUUUAUGUAGGUUUUUCCUGUUGAAGCAUUUUUUUCUAAAUGUCAUUUUUCAGUUUUUCUUAAAUUUUUAUAUGUUAAAGAUCUGGAACAAUUUUUUACUUAACACUUUAUAUCCACAUUGCGAACAGAGAUAAAAAAAAAAUAUAAUAUUCUAUCUGAAACCCCCCAUAGCUAUAAAAAAAUUCCUCAUCUGUGUUCAUUUCUAACAACAUUGCUUUUGAUGGGUGUAAAAAAAACUCCUAAUUUGACGAAGGUCUGACUUUAAAUAACCUAUUUCAUUUAAAAGUUGUGAUCUACCCAAUUAUGAAUCAAUUGAAUAUGCCAGGAUGUGCACAGCGAAAGGGAGAUCAUUCAUUCAUUUUUCUUGUUGCCAUGUUAAAUGAAUGUCAUUGGAAUAACAGGAUAAAGUGUUAAAAUUUGAAGAAUGACCAAACUCUAAUAUAACAUACCUCUUUUGGUGAUGGUUUUUUACAAAUGUAUCCAGCAGACUUUGCCAGCCACACAGUUUUCUGUCUUUAAUUAAACUGUAACAAAUUUAAUAGUAAAAAAAAAAUGUUAAUCUGUUUUCUCAUUUGGACUUCUGGAAUGUAUUGUGUAUGUAAAUUAAUGAGAUAAACUUAAGAAAUGUAUUGUGUAUAUAAGUUAAUGAGAUAAACAUGAUAAAGAGUUAAUGGUCUAGUUUUAAUUACAAUUCAAGAAUAAAAUUUUCCACCAUAAAUGGCUAAAUAAUUCAAUUAACAUGAUGAAUUUGUCACUAAAGAUUGUCCAAUAUUCGCAAUUUUAUAUGAAUAAAAAUGCAGAGUCACAUCUUUACUUUACAUGUUACAAGUGCAAGCAUUACUGGAAUCAAUAGUUGGUUCAUUCUGUGAUAUAUAUUAGUAUUAGCAAUUGAAAGCAAGAAUUAUACUUUUUUUUUUUAAAUGAUUACUUUCUUCUCUAAUUUCAUCUAGUAUUUUUAAGCUAUUUUAUACCAGAGCUUCUCUUGAGCUAAGGGGCCAUCCAUAUAAUAUAUAAACACUGAGGAAACAGUUUUUUUUAAAGGGUUUUGAGAUAUUUUUUCUGGUAUGAGGUGGGAUUGGUCUUGAAAAAUGCAUUUUCAUGUAUAAAUUCUGAUACUAUUGAUAGUCCUAGAAUCUUCACAUUUGCAAAACUGUAAAGUGCCUGCCCAAAGAUGUGUUGUUUUGGUCUAUUCAAACCUAAUGGAAAUUCCAAUGCUGAUGUUUUCCUUGUUUGGUUGAGAGUGAAAAUAUAACAAUAUCCUUUUCAUGUUUGAUGUUACUUUUUAAAAGUCCUACUCAAUGCUGUUUUUAAUUUUUAAUAUUUUUUUUGCUUAAAUGAUCAAUUCUUCACCAAAUUUGGUGCUGUUUAUUUUUAAAUUUUUUUUUCUAAACCUGAAUUAGAUAUAUUUCUUAAGACUUUGUUUCACUGAAUGUCUUUUUUGACAUAUUUAACGGAGAUUGAAAUAUAAUAAUAUUUUGCAUGAGAACUUUGGCAUAAGGGCUUGUAGUUUAAUGUGUAUGUGGGGCAGGGAAGAGAAAGUCAUAGUUUAUGACAAAAUUUUAUGUACUUAAUAUAUGGAUAGAUCUUUAUUAAACCCUGAUAUAUGUGUUUGCCUUUUAAAAGACAAGAGUCCUUUUGGAUCAGCUUCCAAGUUUGAAAAAUUAAAACAAAUUUAUGAUUUUUUAAAGAAUUGAUCAAACCUGUUUCAGUGUUUUGUUAAGUGAUUUUUGAGGAGGUACUUACUUUUAUGACAGUGCUCAGUAACUGUUAAAAUUAUACUUCCAUUAGUAAGAAGUGUUCACUCAUUUUUGUUGACAUGGUACUUAUUUUUACAAAGCCUUUACUUUUCUUCCUAAGACUUCAUGAAGUCAGCAUGACAGGAAGAAUUCACUGCUUUAAUAAAUGUAAUUCUGUACUGUAGUAUUAGGUCUUCCAUAAAGUUUACAAAACUAUUGUCCCUUUUUACCAUUGUUAUAUUCUACAAUUCAUGCUAAAGAAAUUUAUUUUAUAGUCAAUGCAUUUAACUUAUGUUUAGAAAAUUAUCAUUGAUGCCAUUGAUUAUGUCUAAGAAAACUGCAUCUCUUGUCAAAAGGAAAUGUAACAUACAGAGUAGGGGAAAACCUGAAAGAACACAAUUAAUUUUCAUGGGUUUCUCUUUUGCCCUCCUCUGUAUGUUGUAUUUCAUAUUGCUUCAACCUUAACAGCGUCCUCCCCAAAUUACAUCAUUCUAAAGAUUUGAAAGCACAGUACAAGUUUGUUCAAGUUAACGUGAAAGUGGGCUGGAGAAAAUGCUAUGUUGUACUUGAUACUUUUACUUCCUUAUUCUUUACCCUCAGAUUAUUGCUAUUCUUUGGGUUUCUUCUUGAACUAGACACAGCUUCGUACACUAUGGGCUAAGUUAAUUAUUUUAUUUUAUAUUUUUCUUGUUUUGUUGAUUGUUGAACACUUUUUGCCAACAAGUUGGUUGUUCUCUGCUAGAUUUCUUAAUUUUUCUCUCACCUUGUGUUCCUUUUUUCCAUAAUAAUGGAAAGCUUGUCUUCCUUUUCACUGAUUAUAGCAUCUGAUAUAUUCUACAAACUCUGUGUAUAAAAGGUUGUAAAAUAUGAUACAGUGAACAUCAAGUUUCUAUCUUUUUUUGUAUAUAUUUAUGGUUGUUUAUUUUAGAUGCAUUAGCAUUUACAAGUUUAUUGACUACAAUGAAUCUCACUAUUGAAUUAUGGGGACCAAAUGACAUCUUUGAAUAUUAUUUUAAUGGCUUGUUCAGCUGUAAAGAACUGUUAAUAGUCAAUAUGUAUCAGAGACCAAGUUAAUGUAAUUUUUUAAAUCUCAUGAAUCCAAUGUUGCAAAAAUGAGGUCAGUAUUUUAAUUCGUAUUUUCACAUUUGAGAUGUACUGUAAAUAUAUACAAAAUAUAACAUGGAAAUAUUAUAUUGAUUUUUAAAAAAUUCAUUGGAUUUUUUUCUUUCAAUAUAGUGUAGGCUUAAAUCAUUUCCAUUCAAUGCUAUGAACUUGGUGAUUUAAUAAGACACUAAUUUUCAUUGACUGAUAUUAAUACUAGUUAAGUAGGCCUAUAUUAUAUAACUUAAAAUGUCUAAUAAGUAUAACAAUAAGUUGUCAAUAAGUUGACAAGUUAAUACAAGCUUUUGUGGUGUGCAUUAAAUGUAACAACAUUUUUCAAGUAAGAACUUAUUAAUGGCAUUUGUGUUGAAAAAUUUAUUCCAAAUUAGAUUACAAAAUAAUUUGAUUGGAGGCAGCCAUUGACAAGCUGAUUAAUCAGUUGGCAUCUGUUGAUCUAACAUAAAUCAAAUCAUAAAUUAAAGGACAAAACUUGGUAAGUGUGAGCAAAUUGAUUCACUUGUCGCUCAGAAAAUGUGUAACAGUAUAUGAUCUAGUUUAGUAAUGCUUUCUGCAUUAGCUCCCUGUGCUAAUUUCGAGGCCCAUUCCCUUCCAAGAGGAACAUCCUUAUGGAACCUCUGGACUAGACUUUUUGUUUAUGCUUAAACUUAAGUCUCUAACUUACAAGGAGUCUGUCAUGAAGUGACUCUUUUUGGUAAUAUUUAGUUCACCUGUUAUGGUAUAUUGAUUUUAUCAUUAGUUGGCAAUUUUUGUAUGAAUAGUAAUUUGUCCCCUUGUUUUUUUUAAAUAAAAAGAUUUCAUCUUUAAUAUUCAUUAUAAUUAUUAUUAAACAG
This is a messenger RNA of Lymnaea stagnalis (great pond snail), 11874 nucleotides long. NCBI's taxonomy places the organism in Eukaryota, Metazoa, Mollusca, Gastropoda, Lymnaeidae. The record is from the annotation of a GenBank genome assembly.